Messenger RNA from Choloepus didactylus (southern two-toed sloth), 1395 nucleotides. RefSeq names its product tripartite motif-containing protein 77-like. Gene Ontology annotation, molecular function: zinc ion binding; protein binding. The record is from RefSeq and is a predicted model, not a curated record. Lineage: Eukaryota; Metazoa; Chordata; Mammalia; Pilosa; Megalonychidae. The transcript is spliced from 6 exons. The coding region runs from base 1 to 1395 and encodes 464 amino acids.
AUGGAUUCUGAUGUCCUGCAGUGUUCUUGCAUGGAGCUCACCUGUCCCAUCUGCAGAGACUACUUCAUAGACCCUGUCACCAUCAGCUGUCGGCACAGCUUUUGUCGGCCCUGUCUCUACCUCUUGUGGGAAGAUGCCCAAACUCCUACUCACUGUCCUGUGUGCAGGGCAAUAUCACAGCAAACAGACUUCAAGCCCAAUAUUUUUCUGAAGAAACAAGUUUCUCUUACCAGACGAGCAGUCUUCUGCCAAUUACCAACCUCUGCAAUGCAGAUCUGUAGUAGACACCAGGCAAUAAAGAAUCUCUUCUGUGAAGCUGACAAGAGCUUGCUAUGUUUGUUCUGCUGUAAAUCUCAAGCGCAUUUUGCUCACACACACUGUCCAAUAGAGCAGGCUGCUGAGGAAUACAGGGAAAAGCUCCUGAUGCAAAUGAAGUCUAUUUGGGAAACGAGACAGAAAAAUCAGAGAAAUCUAAACAAAGAGACCAGCAUAAUCAGAGGAUGGGCGGAUUAUGUGAAUCAACGGAUGGUGAUGAUCAGGGCUGAAUUUCCAAAGCUGUUUCAAUACCUCCAUAAAGAAAAGCAAAACCAUUUAAAUGGUCUGGAAAUGGUAGGCAAGGCGAUUUUCAAGCUACUCAAGGAAAGUGAAACGAGAAUGAUUCAGACAGAACAGCUCCUAAGAGGAAUGUUUGAGGAGCUGAAGGAAAUGUGCCGUAAACCAGACUUGGAGCUACUCCAGACUUUGGGAGACAUAUUAGAAAGGAGUGAGUCCUUGCAGCUGUUCAUGCCUCGGCCUGUGAACCCAGAGCUUGGUUCCUGGGCCAUCACUGGGAUGUCAGAAAGGCUCAACUACUUCCGAGUGUAUAUUACCUUGGAUCGUAAGCUAGGCAGUUAUCACAUGCCUCUGUUUGAAGACCUGAAACGCUUGCAGUGCAGUCCUGACCAUCAAGAUAUGCCCUGUAAUCCAUCAGGUUUAGAGUAUGUUCCUAUGUGGGGAGCUCAAAUCUUCACCUUUGGCAAACAUUACUGGGAGGCGGAUGUGAGAAACUCGGGGAAUUGGAUUAUAGGACUCUGUGAUGAUUCCUGGACCAAGAGGAGCGACAUGCUACUGGACUCUGAGGGUCUCUUUCUACUUCUGUGUGUCAAAGUGGAUGAUUGUUUCAGUCUCUUCUCCACAUCCCCGUUGUUACCUCACUAUGUUCGGAGACCUCAGGGCCAGCUAGGGGUGUUCCUGGAUUAUGAGUGUGGUAAGGUGAGCUUUGUUAAUGUUGCCCAAAGCUCCCUCAUCUGUAGUUUCCUCUCAUGCUCCUUCUCUUCCCCUCUCCGACCUUUCAUUUGCUUUGAGCCCACCUUCUUAAGAAUAACUAAGAGUUGGCCCCCAUCCAGGGAAUUCUAA